UCGUUAUAAGUCCAGCUCUCCCAAGGUUACUCGGCAGCGAGUGAAUUCAGCAUGGUUGAUGCUUGGAAAUUUUCAGCUGGUUCUUCCAAGCUCCUUGGGAGUUGCGGUGGUUGUAGCUCCGGCCGAACGGAGAGAUCAGGAUGGAAGAUAAUAAUGGAUUGUUUCUCUCUUGCAGUCUCUCCGAACUCAUGUGUUUGCGUGAAGACACAGGAAGAAGAGGAUGGCCUCGAGAGGAAGUCUCUCAUAAAAAGCCAUGUGGAACAGGUGCUAAAGAUCAAAGAUGUUCUUGAUGGUGCCAAGACACUGGCUUUUCAUCUGGAGCCGAAGACUGUAGUUCUGAAGGUGUCGAUGCACUGCAAUGGUUGCGCAAGAAAAAUUGAAAAGCACAUCUCGAAGAUGGAAGGAGUGAGCUCCUUCAAAGUGGACUUGGAAAAGAAGAAGGUGGUCGUGGUCGGGGACAUCACUCCAUUUGAGGUGCUGGAGAGUGUAUCCAAGGUCAAAUUUGCCGAGCUGUGGUUGGCCUGAGCUACAGUUGUUGCUCAAAGAACACGUACUGUUGUAUUGGUUGAUGCAGUUUCUGGAAAGAAAAGACAAGGAUUGGACUGGUGCAGGUGAUUUAUUAGCAAGAGCCAGGCACUCAUGUGCAA
Messenger RNA from Musa acuminata subsp. malaccensis (wild Malaysian banana), 647 nucleotides. RefSeq names its product heavy metal-associated isoprenylated plant protein 35. Gene Ontology annotation, molecular function: metal ion binding. The record is from RefSeq and is a predicted model, not a curated record. Lineage: Eukaryota; Viridiplantae; Streptophyta; Magnoliopsida; Zingiberales; Musaceae.